GAGACAGAGUUGAAUAGAUAAUAAAGCUCCCUUUCUUUCCCCCAUUUCCAUUCCAUCCCCACAUCCACUGUUAAAUAAAGCAUCACUUCUUCUCAAUUUGCAGCAGAGAAACACAGAUAAGUAGUAGCCACCCAAAAGCAAGAAUCGAAGAAGAAGAAGAAGAAGAAGAAGAAGAAGAAGAAGAAGAAGAAGAAGGGAUGAAAUGGAAGAAAGAGGGAGGUGGUGGUUGAAUAUGGAUUCUGUGUUCCGGUGCAGCCCAUGCUUGGAAACCCUUUUCAAAUCCUUCCUCAACUGCUUUGGUUUUCAUGGUGAUGAUGAUGAUGAUGUUCAUCAAGAAGAGCAGCAGCAGCAAGAAGAAGGAGAGCAUGCAGCAGCAGCAGCUGAUCAAGAUGGAGGAGGGUUCAUCACUUCCAUAAACACCAAUUACCAGCAGCAGCAGGAAACAGCAGGUUCAACAUCAGGAGUGGUGUCCCUUCGAGCUGUAGCGGUAAGAAGACCUGGAAGGCCUCCAGUGAGCUCUGGAGGAGGUGGUCAAAUCAAUGCUGCUUCAGCUUAAUUAAUUAUUCUACCAAUUAUUUACCUUUUACCUAUAUCUAUCUGUUCUUUUUUUCUUCUUUUUUGAGAAGCUGGAGUCAAGAAUUGGGUGUGGCUUUUUUGGGAUUCUCUCUUCUCUCUUUUGGUGUUGCUCAAGUUUCAUAGUACUAUUGUAGUUGCUGGAUGUACAUGUAUUAUUAUACACUACUAUACAUGGCAUUGUAUUUUAGAGCCAUAUAUGUCAAAUUGGUCACUCAACUUCAAUGGUUCUAUGAAUUUUCGUUGGUCG
Linum tenue is the source of this 823-nucleotide messenger RNA. The record is from the annotation of a GenBank genome assembly. NCBI's taxonomy places the organism in Eukaryota, Viridiplantae, Streptophyta, Magnoliopsida, Malpighiales, Linaceae.